Molecule: messenger RNA, 1267 nt
Organism: Leguminivora glycinivorella
Lineage: Eukaryota; Metazoa; Arthropoda; Insecta; Lepidoptera; Tortricidae
Exons: 5
Coding region: 106-1080 (324 amino acids)
Cellular component (GO): extracellular region
Molecular function (GO): chitin binding
Source: RefSeq, a predicted model, not a curated record
ACAUAAGAAUAACAAAGAUAAUUGGGUCAGAGGGCAGUGGCCCCCAAAUCGUCAGUCUACGUACAACGGUAUUGUAGAUAGGUUUGUAACUGCAAAUUUGUGAAAAUGUGGUUAAAAAUUGUGCUUCUUGUUUUUAGUGUGACGACUUCUAGCUCCCUAGACGUGGGAGGAGUGAUCUCCGGUAACAGGAUGGGGGCAAUUCCCUUAGGUGUCUCCUUAAGCGAAGGCGAGCUGGAUGUGGAAGGGAUCUGCAGCGAGCAAGGAGUCGCUUGUCUGAACUGUUCUAUGGCUAUCAAGUGUGUGAUACUGCCCGUCGGAUGGCUAAAGAUCCCAUUAGAGUCUUGUGGGGCAGGCACGACUUGCAACGCCCGUCACGGUGGGUGUUCGAAACAGCACGUUCCUGAGUGCGACCUAGCUACUGACGAAUAUCAACACUCAUGCGAACAGAUCGGCAUAUUUCCUGACGCACACGACUGCAGGAAGUUCCACAUCUGCUCGCCUCCAGAAGGCAGUCUAGAUGGCAAACCAGCGGACCAUCGUAGCUCCCUCUGCCCGAGACACUAUGGCUACAAUCCAGCGACUGCUCAGUGCUCGAUUCCACUGAAUAACGGCCAAUGCGAAACAAGACCAGUACCCAAAUGCACCAAAAUCGGUGAAACAGGCGUUCUUUCCAGCAGCCCUAACCACUACUACGUCUGUCGCUCGAAGAACUGGCACCUGAAGCCACAAAUCUUCCUCUGCCCCCACGGCUGGAUGUUCGUUGACGGCUUUUGCCAACCAGGACUUAGCCAAAAUACCAAUGCAGUGAGCACGUUAAGAUCACUCGGUUUCGCGGACGCAGAAUCAGGCGUCCAUAGAUUCCAGGGCCUUGCUUACAACGAUAAUAACGAGAGUGUCAGCACCGAGAAGCCCACCACAUCAUCAGUAUACAUGGCCCUGUUUUCCACGGAGAAGACCAGCACAUACACGCCUGACACUUUCUUGGCUGACAAGUUUGAUUUAUCCAAUUACGACGUUUUUGAUGAUGGCCAAAGAACCUCAGAUUCCAAUUCCUGGGAAAGUAGUAAUGUUUCUUGGUAGAAGUUGCGAUUUAAGAAUGUCAACGUCGGUACUACAGCUUAGCAAAAAAGAGUAGAAAAGGAACUAUUUUUUUUUGGUUCCGUAGUCGACUACUCGACCAGGAACCCUUAUAGUUUCGCCAUGUCUGUUUGUCCGUCCGUCCGUCCGCGGAUAAUCUCAGUGACCGUUAGCACUAGAAAGCUGAAAU